AUGGUGGAAGUAUGCAACUAUUUAGUGGUUUCGGUCCCUCAACAAUAUGUCCUGUCACCUGCCAACUCCCCUGCCGUGUUAAUCCACUGGCGCGCCCUAAGUAUACUAGCUGCAAUCCUUCAGCCAGAAGACAGGGACUAUUGGAUAUCGAUUUUCCCUUGUCCUUCUGACAUACAGCUUCAGUCAGUUAAGAGUCUACCGGUGGCUUUCGAUUCGCAUUUUCAUAUUGACCGGUUGAGAAAUGCGGCUCAGGUCCCUUGCAUGUCGGUUGAUGAGUUGAUGGAGCUGGGUCAGGUGGAGGAUCACCAGCGAGUAAGAUUGGUUGGUGGCAUUGGGAUCUUUUGUGAUCCCAAGACCUUCCCAUCCCCCAAAGACAUGUCAGGUCUACCAUCCAAUGUUGGAGUGGUAGUCGGACUGCACCCAAAACACUCUACUAUGAGCAAGGACCGCAUUAACAAUGCUCUAGAUCGCGUCCGCAAUAUGCUCAAGUGUGAAAGGGUGGUUGGCCUUGGUGAAAUUGGUCUGGAUCACUCAGUACCUGAUAAACAGUGGCCACGCCAGAAUGAUUUAGUGCGUGCAAUGUUGCACAUGAUCAAUGAUCGCCAUGUGGUGGUCGUUCACUGUCGUGGGGUAUCUGGUGACAGUGGAGUGGAGGCCUAUCUUCAGCUUCUGCACCUUCUGAGUCCCAUUUCAAGGACUCAGAGAUUUCAUGUCCAUUAUUUCACGGGCGACACAUAUGUCUUAACAAUGUGGCUUGCAGCCUUCCCGAACAAUUUCUUCAGUUUUAAUAGAAAUGUUCAGGGAUUCAGUAUGGACCAAUCUGAGGCUUUUCUUGAUGUAAAUAAGCUCCUUCUUGAGACAGAUGCUCCCUACUUCCGUGCGACUGGCAAAUGGUUUUCAGCACCAAAUUAG
Dreissena polymorpha is the source of this 912-nucleotide messenger RNA. RefSeq lists its product as uncharacterized. NCBI's taxonomy places the organism in Eukaryota, Metazoa, Mollusca, Bivalvia, Myida, Dreissenidae. The transcript has a single exon. The record is from RefSeq and is a predicted model, not a curated record. Gene Ontology annotation, molecular function: hydrolase activity, acting on ester bonds. Bases 1 to 912 code for a protein of 303 amino acids.